AGUGACAAAGAAUUUCUACUCUUUUUUUUUUUUUUUUUUGAGUAAGAAUUUCUGCUCUUCUACGGUACCAAAAUUCUAAACCUAUUAGGAUUUCCAAAUACUAAUUUAUAAACAACCCACCAACGUUUUCCUUUUUUACAAUUUCACAUUGAUAUUAUAUAUAUUUAGGGUUUUGUUCAAACUUUCAUCAUCACUAAACCAUGUCGAAUUAUUUACCCACAGAUCUCGUGCUCGAAAUCCUCUGCAAACUGCCGGUUAAAUCCUUAGUCCGUUUCCUCACCGUUUCGAAAUCUUGGCGGUCGAUUAUCACCACCCCCGCCUUCAUCGCAUCGCACCUCUCGAACGCCAAAAAUCGAACCCUCGUCCACGAAAAGGAACUCCAUUCGUUCCUUACUAUCGCUGAAAACGGACCCUUUGGAACAUUCAGUUCUUCCUCAAAGCUCGAAUUUCCGUUCAAAUCCGAUCAAACUUUCAGAAUAGUUGGCUCUUGCGAUGGUCUGAUCUGCUUAUCGGACGACGAGUUCCGCGAUUCUUCGCAAUGCAGUAUUAUCAUAUGGAACCCAUCCGUUAGAAAUCAUCGAGUUUUACCAAACCCUACGAUCAAUCCGAAAACGCCCCACUUUGUUGUGCUGGGUUUCGGAGUUGCUAGUCAUGCUUACAAAGUUGUAAGAUUGGUUUAUUGCAUGAAACCCAACGAUAUUAAUUUAAGUUUUAUGCAACUGGUUGAGAUAUUUUCACUCGAGACGUGGAGUUGGCGAAAGUGGGGCGAAGUUGAUUUAAUUCCUCCGCAUGUUUUUCCGUCUACGACUUGUCCAUCGGUUUUCUCGAACGGGGUUGUGCAUUGGCUUUCAGAAGACGAUAGUUUUCGACGUAGUUCGAUUCUGGCCUUUGAUGUUGGCGAUGAGGUACUCGGUGACGUAAUGCUUCCAGACGAGUUAGCUGCAUGCGUAUACGAAAGUUUACUGAUGUUGCGUAUUUUCGUGAUUGGGGAAUCACUGGGAGCUGUUAAAUACGAUAGAGGCAAUACGUCGUGCGAUGUGUGGGUGAUGAAGGAGUACUGUGUGAGAGAAUCUUGGACUAAGUUGUACACGAUUCGUUUGCUGAACGUGGUAUCUAGAGUAAUCGGGUUCUGGAAGAGUGGUGAAGCUUUACUGUUCUUAUAUAGGCAGGGGAUCGCGCCGUAUACGGAUCGUUCGGUUAGGUUUUGUUUAGUGGUCUAUAAUCCAGAUACUCGGCAGACGAAGGAUCUUGGGAUUUAUGGAUCUGGUUGCUUCUAUGUUAAUAGUUAUGUCGAAAGCUUGCUCUUGCUUAGAAUUGGCGGCGAAUUGAUCCAAUAGUAUUGACUUUUAUUUACAUAUAUUAUCGGUUGAACUCGUGAAAUGAUUUUAUCGUAUCGACUUCUAUGUAUUUCGCCUUUGACAUUUUUUA
Erythranthe guttata (spotted monkey flower) is the source of this 1428-nucleotide messenger RNA. Its product is annotated as F-box protein At3g07870. The record is from RefSeq and is a predicted model, not a curated record. Gene Ontology annotation, molecular function: protein binding. NCBI's taxonomy places the organism in Eukaryota, Viridiplantae, Streptophyta, Magnoliopsida, Lamiales, Phrymaceae.